CACCCCACCCCACCUCCUCCCAUGGGCCUGCUCCGACCCCGCGCCAGGACGCAGCAGUGCUACUACUGCCUCGCGCAGGGCGACGCGGCCGCGGCCCCCGCCGCCGGGUCCAGCACGGGGCGUACGUCGUCCUGGCUCUGCAACUCGUGCGGGUGCUGGAACACGAGAGACGCGGCGGGCAACAUCGUGUCUGAGCACCCCGCGAUGCGCAACUCGGCGCUCAAUACCAAGAGCUUUGCACUACGAGGCCGGCCAUCGUCCUCCCAUCUGCCUGCGGCGACGGCGAGCCCGUUCUGCCGCAACUGUCUCACGAACCAAACGCUCGUCAUGAAUCUUCUCAGCAACUACCUCCCAGACGAAAGGGACCCGGCCUACCCCCAGCUCGAGGCCGACCUCCCGCGGUACAUCGAGAGCCUGUACGCGCGCUACCCGCCAGUGUGCUCGUCGUGCCAGGGCGGCGUGGACGAGGCGCUGAGAAAGGCCGACCAUCGCGCGCAGGCCGAGGCGUGGGGGAAUGCGCUGCGGCGCGGCGAUCUGCGCCGGAACGGUGCCGUCGAGUCGGACGGACGAAGAAACGGGGUGUAUGUCCCGCGCGGGGCAGCACAGACGCUGCUCGAGGUCGCGGUGUGGAGGGCAAGAGGGGCCCUGUUCCUCGUUGGCGCUGUUGGAUCGUGGGCGCUGGGCCUGGCCGCUACGUUCGCCCCCGAGCAGCUCGCCCGGAUACAGGCGUCGACGGCACGUGGUGUCCCGGCGACUUGGGCCAUCACGGCGUUCUACGUCGUGUCGCUCCUCUGGGCGGUAUGGGACCCGACGUGGUUGAAGCGCGCGAGGAGCCGCGGCCAGUUGCAUGUCGAAGGGUGGAGACUCUGGGUCGUGACGAUGGUGGCGUUGUACGUGAUGCGUAUCGCCGCCGCGAUCUUGCUAUUGCGAUCCUCAUGGAGCGUACUAGGUUACCUGUCGCUCGUCGACGUUGUCGCCGUCUCGUUCGCCUACUCUCAGCUGAGGCUCCAGCAACCUGUCGCACUGAAGCUCGUUCGGCCAGAUAUGACCUCGACAGCCCCUCCACAGGUGUCAUCGCCUCUGACGUUCUCAGGCCUGUCGCUAAGCGGCCAGCCCCAGCAGCCUCCUGCGCCAGUCUUCGGUCAGCCAUCGCACAGCGCUGCACCGCGGGACGAGAGUGAGCCGAUGGACUGGGAGCCCUCCCCGGCGACUGGUUCACCAAACGGCGAGACACCUGCUGGCGACUGGGAGACGUUUGGUAUUGGUCGGCAGCGCAUGUUCCCCCAGCCUCGACAGCAGGACGAGACGGGCCUCGAGUCGCUCUUCUCUGGCUGGGGCAUCAGCUCUGGCACGACACCCAAGAUCACCCCCGGUCAGUUGCCGGACGAGGAUGGCGACUACGCACCCCGGCCGCGCGGCAUCGUUCUCGAGAACACGGGGCUGUGGUUCGUCCGUGCCCUUCUCCUUGGCGUUCGGCUCAUUGCUCUGGCCGCCGGCGCCGCGUCGCACUUGCUCGUCACUCGACUGCCCACCGCUGCCAAGACCUGGCUCCACUGGCUCCUUAUCGCGGAGACGAUCGCGGACGCAAUCAGUCUCGCAGUGGCUGUCGCUGCUCGCGACAAUGCCGGGGCGCCCCUACGUGCCGUCGUUCUGGCGUCUGGCGCGGCCUUCCGCGCUAUGGCCAUCGUCUCUGGUGCUGAGCCGUUCCCCCCACUAUGGAUCCCCAACAGCGUGCCACACGCCUCGCUCGAGCCAUACGGCACUGAGAUCGCCUGUGGCGCUUGGGCACUCCUGGACGCGUUUGUCUUGGCUGCGACCUAGCACUUCCUUCUUGUAUCAUUGUAUUGGUUACCUGUAAUAUGGCAUAGGUCUCGUGUGUGGCAUUGGCCGCUUGUGGCGGCGCUUGUCGACGGCUCCGAACGGCGCGAUGGUAGGG
This is a messenger RNA of Vanrija pseudolonga, 1936 nucleotides long. RefSeq names its product Integral inner nuclear membrane protein ima1 (gene IMA1). The transcript has 6 exons. Bases 22 to 1821 code for a protein of 599 amino acids. The record is from RefSeq and is a predicted model, not a curated record. Gene Ontology annotation, biological process: nuclear inner membrane organization. Gene Ontology annotation, cellular component: nuclear inner membrane; chromosome, centromeric core domain; mitotic spindle pole body. NCBI's taxonomy places the organism in Eukaryota, Fungi, Basidiomycota, Tremellomycetes, Trichosporonales, Trichosporonaceae.